AUGUUGUACCAAAGCAUCUCACAUGCUAUUGCAUUAUACAAGCUUGAGCAGUCUACGAAGCAAUGCAAAGAGAUAUACACGGGCAAGCCUAAGCCGGAAAAGGUCACCUUGUUCUGGCACUUGAUAACCCUAUCGCGGUUCAACAAGUACAACCCUCUUUUCACUACUUUUGCUGGAGUCUGGUCGGUUUUGUUGGCUGGUGCUUCCGAGCUCGUCGAUCCCAAUAGCAAUAUUCAGCCUGCUUUCGUCUUCAGACAGGCCGCACUAUGUUUCAUCGCUGCGUACCUGUUUUGUGGCGCCGGUAUGGUUUGGAAUGACUGGGUGGACCGGGAUAUCGAUGCCAAGGUCACUCGAACUAAGAACCGUCCUCUGGCCGCGGGCAUCGUGACCACCACGGAUGCGAUGCUCUGGAUGGUGCUCCAGCUGCUCGUGUCUUUGUCCAUUGUCCACAAUAUGCUCAAUGGAAAGGAUGUAUUCCAACACAUGUUCCCAGUCAUCUUGGCUUCGGCUCUAUACCCGUAUGGCAAACGGCCUAUGGCUUUGAAGCUUCGCAUAUACCCGCAAUACAUCUUGGGGUUCACGAUUGCAUGGCCCGCAGUUCUGGGUCGAUCCGCGAUCCACGGUCGGUACGAGUCGAUUGGCGACAGCAUCGGUUAUUGUUUGCCGCUUUGUUUCAUGGUGUUCUUCUGGAUCAUCUACCUCAACACGGCCUACAGCUACCAAGACAUUGUCGAUGACCAGAAAAUCGACGUCAACUCAUUCUACACUGUUGGAGGGCGUCACUUCCAUCGGUUCCUUCUUGUUCUGGUCAGCCCAAUCGUCAUGUGCAUGCCUCUGUACCUUCUAAGGUUCGGGUCUCUAUGGCUCUGGUUCAGUUGGAUGGGAAUAUGGACUGCCUCCUUCGCAGCACAGCUGGCGCACUUCGACGCGGAUAAACCAUCGAGUGGAGGAGGUAUACAUAAGAGCAACUUCGUUCUUGGAGUGUGGACUAUUGCUGCUUGUGCAGUUCAGGUCCUUUUGAGCGAGCAGCGGUCUGUGAGAUUUUGA
Molecule: messenger RNA, 1047 nt
Organism: Colletotrichum scovillei
Lineage: Eukaryota; Fungi; Ascomycota; Sordariomycetes; Glomerellales; Glomerellaceae
Product: UbiA prenyltransferase
Exons: 3
Coding region: 1-1047 (348 amino acids)
Cellular component (GO): membrane
Molecular function (GO): transferase activity, transferring alkyl or aryl (other than methyl) groups
Source: RefSeq, a predicted model, not a curated record